Microthlaspi erraticum is the source of this 1917-nucleotide messenger RNA. NCBI's taxonomy places the organism in Eukaryota, Viridiplantae, Streptophyta, Magnoliopsida, Brassicales, Brassicaceae. The record is from the annotation of a GenBank genome assembly.
AUGAGAAAAGCCAAGAAGAUUUUCUCAUUGAUCUUCUUGUUUGUCCUCAUAAGCAUAAUUGGUGUUGUUUCUUCACAACAAUGCUUUGACACUGGGGAUUUUGGAGACGAUAGUGAAUAUGGUGUUAACCUUAACAAAAUCCUCUCAUCUCUUCCUUCCAAGGUGCAGGUUAAAGGAAGCUUCUACAGUGAUUCAAUCGGCCAAGGUUCCAACCAAGUACACGUUAUGGCAAUGUGCAUCGAUGGGAGCGAACCAGCGGUUUGCUCUGAAUGUAUUGGGGUUGCGGUUGAGCAGUUAAAAUACAAUUGUCCUAACCAAAUUAAAGCAUUUACAUGGGCACCUCACAAGACGAUAUGUUUUGCACGUUAUUCUAACGUUUCAUUUUUUGGAAGCGUAGAGAAGCACCCGCUUUACUCAGAGCACAGUAGUAUGAACAUCAAGUCAUAUUUGAAUGCGUCUGAGGAAAAAUGGAAGGACUCAAUGAGAGAUAUGAUAGAGAAAGCCCGGAGCAAGACCGGAUCUCUUUCUAACCGCGACUACUACUCAACUUCUGAGCCAAUAUUGGAAAAUCACCAGACUUUAUACGCAUUGAUGCAGUGCACUCCAGAUCUAUCUCCUGGGAACUGCAGCGACUGUCUGCAAGAGUGUGUUGGUAGUUAUGAUGCAGUACCAGAUUUACGUGGCACGAAAGGAGGCAUUAUUGCAUAUCCGAGCUGCUUUUUCCGGUGGGAUCUGAAUCCCUUCAUCGGAGCUUUCAAUUUGACCCAGCCAGAGUGCAAUAAGAAUAUCACAGCAAGAAAAAUCAUGGCGUUUGUUAUUCCCUUUGGAGUUGUCAUCUCUGUCCUGACUGCUACAAUAGCACUACUUAUGUGCAGAAGGAGAAAAACUUUUCCUCCAGCUGAGGAAAAUUCAACUAAAAGUUCGCUGCAGUACGAUCUUAAGACAAUUGAAGCAGCAACAUGUACAUUUUCGAAUAGCAAUAUGCUCGGUAAAGGUGGAUUUGGUGAAGUUUUCAAGGGUGUGCUUCAAGACAGGUCAGAAAUUGCCGUGAAGAGGCUAUCAAAAGAAUCAGCACAAGGUGGACAAGAGUUCAAGAACGAGACUAGGCUUGUGGCAAAGCUCCAACAUAGAAAUUUGGUUACAGUUCUUGGGUUUUGUAUGGAAGGAGAAGAGAAGAUACUUGUCUACGAGUUUGUUCCAAACAAAAGCCUCGACCAUUUCUUGUUUGAACCUACAAAGCAAGGCCAACUGGAUUGGGCCAAACGGUACGAGAUUAUUGUUGGGACUGCCAAAGGAAUUCUAUAUCUUCAUCAUGAUUCGCCUCUCAAGAUCAUACACCGUGACCUUAAAGCUAGUAACAUCCUCUUAGAUGCUGAAAUGAAACCUAAAGUCGCAGAUUUUGGAAUGGCAAGGAUUUUGGAGAUGGAUCAGUCUCGAGCUGAUACUAGGAGAGUCGUUGGAACUCAUGGCUACAUUUCUCCAGAGUAUAUGAUGCAUGGGCAAUUCUCCACGAAGUCUGAUGUCUACAGUUUUGGUGUCUUGGUUCUUGAGAUUAUAAGCGGAAAAAGAAACAGCAAUUUCCAUGAAACUGAUGAUUCUGGAAAGAGUUUGGUCACACAUGCGUGGAAGCACUGGAGAAACGGGUCACCAUUAGAGCUUGUUGAUACGGAACUUGGGAAGAACUACAAGAGUAACGAAGUUAUCAGAUGCAUUCACAUGGCGCUGUUAUGUGUUCAAAAUGAGCCAGAACAGCGUCCAUCGUUAUCAACUAUCAUCUUGAUGCUCACAUGUAACUCCAUCACUUUACCGGUGCCUCAAUCACCGGCGUAUGAGGGAUUUGAGAUGGGUUUGCCUCCCAUAAAAUCUGUUACGGUUUCUGUCAAUGAUUCAUUGAUAGAUGACUUGGUUCCUCGUUGA